Messenger RNA from Myxocyprinus asiaticus (Chinese sucker), 1976 nucleotides. It is a transcript of the gene serhl, whose product is annotated as serine hydrolase like. The record is from RefSeq and is a predicted model, not a curated record. The transcript has 12 exons. NCBI's taxonomy places the organism in Eukaryota, Metazoa, Chordata, Actinopteri, Cypriniformes, Catostomidae. The coding region runs from base 759 to 1745 and encodes 328 amino acids.
UGACCGUGAUGCGCUUUGCUCACAGUGCGUGAUGUGUUUUUAAAUCGAUUUGUUUUAAAGCGCAGACUGUUGAAGUAACCUCGUAUAACAGCGAAAUAUUUAGUUUAUUUUGAAUUCAGAACUAUACAGAUAAAUAUUUUUUUCUUAUUUAUUAUACUCAUACUGUCAACAAUAGUUAGCAGAGAUCGUUUAUACUUUAAAUCAAUCUCCAGGUUUUUCCCAUAGGAGAGAGAGUAACAGCCAACUAGUCUGUCACGACAGUAAGUCACCGUUUGCGGAUACCGUACAUAUGAAUGGGGUGAGCCGUAAACUGACACCAACCUGUCGUAAAAUUGUCCGCGUCUUCUCUUAUAAAACAAAAAUUUUAUCGUAGUAACUACACACAUAGUUCAUUCAAAAAGGUUUGUUUUGUGUAACGAGCUGUUUCCUCACAAAUGCAGUUCAUUUAGCACACUGAAGCAUCUCCUCCAUAGACAUCCGUUAAAAAAAAAAAAACGGCCUCUAGUUUCCUCGUCAUUAUACCGACUAUUGAAUGUCUAUGGGACCGCCGCGUUAUGUAUUGCUUUGCUAACCUUGUAGGCUCCAUUUGAUUGAAGGGCUAUGGUAGUUAAGUGCGUAACAGUUUCUGAAUUCACGCAUCUCAAUGUGCUUGAUUUAAAAUAUAACUUGGCUUGUUCGAGUGCAUGUCUCCUCUGUAUUUGCAUUUCAUUCGCUCCCACUCUGUUAAAGGAGUUUAAACUGCACAGCAAGGUGCGAAAAUGAUUCCUGCAUUGAAAGGUCUUAGACACUUUUCCACAUCAGCUGUUGUGAGGCAAGCAGUGUCUGAGUUCCGAAUGACUGUCCCGUGGGGAGAGAUGAGAGGUCAGGUUUGGGGUCCUGAUCAUGGUCGUCCGGUCCUGUGCUUGCAUGGUUGGGCUGACAACAGCGGGACUUUUAAUAGACUGAUUCCACUGCUUCCUAAUGACUGGAGAUUUGUAGCCAUUGAUUUUGCAGGUCAUGGUCUCUCCUCGCAUAGGCCUCCUGGAGUCUUUUACACUUUCCCUUUGUAUGUAGCUGAUGUUCGUCGGGUUGUAGAAGCCCUUCAAUGGAAGCGGUUUUCUAUAAUUGGACAUAGUAUGGGGGGCAAUGUGGCAGGCAUGUUUAGUGCGUUGUACCCGGAGAUGGUUGAAGCUGUAGUUCUCUUGGAUUCUUAUGGAUUCCUCCCAACAAACAUGAUUCGCAUGGUUCAAUUAAUAAAAAAAGGAAUGGAUCAACAAGUCCAGUAUGACAAUGAAGCGGAUGAAAGGAAAGAGAAGGUGUACACAUAUGAGAACGCCAAAGAAAGACUGAUGUCAGCAAACCGCUUCCUUUCUGAUCAGUCGGCAGACAUUCUUUUAGAGCGAGCGGUUCGAGAGGUUGACGGAGGGGUGGUGUUCACAAGAGACUUCAGAAUAAAUCUGAGAAACAUUGUGAUGAUUACACUGGAACAGUGCCUUUAUAUGCAAUCUCUAAUCCAAGCCAGAGUGAUGCUACUGCUGGCAGACCAGGGGCUGGAUAAAGUGUUUCCUGUACCUGAUGGAUUCGCAGAUGCCCUUCGGAAAGGCUGGAUGGACCAAAAAGGCACCAUUGUUUGUGUAGAAGGGGACCAUCAUGUUCACCUCAACAAACCAGAGAAUGUGGCUCCACUUAUCACAGAUUUUCUUCAGUCCCACAGUCCUGACCAGACAGAGUGUGACUCGGACUGCAAUCAGCCUGCCAAAUUAUAACACACACAUACUUACAAAGCAUUCAGAGCAUUAACUAAUACUUUUAUCCAAUUAAAUCUUGAAUUCUAUCAUUUUGUUCUCUGUAAUAUUUUAUGAGCACUGAAACUGUAAAUGUAUUUUUCUGACAUUACAAUUUUACAUUUUAUUUAGAAAAAUAUGCUUGAAAAAAGAAAAAAUGAGAUGAGAUAUUCAAUAUUGUAGAUCCAACUUUUACAGAAAUGGCAGAUGUCU